Messenger RNA from Fusarium proliferatum ET1, 723 nucleotides. RefSeq lists its product as uncharacterized. The record is from RefSeq and is a predicted model, not a curated record. The transcript has a single exon. NCBI's taxonomy places the organism in Eukaryota, Fungi, Ascomycota, Sordariomycetes, Hypocreales, Nectriaceae. Bases 1 to 723 code for a protein of 240 amino acids.
AUGUCAACAACCGGUUACGUCCCUCCGCCCGACCAAACGGCCACUCAACAUGAAGGAACAUCUUCCUUGGCUAUCAAUAAUACAUUUCCUCGUCGCUUCAUGACCCUCGUUGCCCUGAAAACAUCCGCGCGCUGCUACAAACACGACGGGCCUUGUAUCCCAAUCUCAAAAUCUCUCAUCGUUAAGAAGGGGCCAUUCGUCCAUCUCACUGAAGCAGACACCAUGCAAUUCGUGGCAGCCAAUACAUCUAUUCCUGUCCCAACCGUUCACUGCUCGUUCGUGCACAAGAACCGAGCACAUAUAGUCAUGCAGCGCAUUGAGGGGAAAAGUAUCGCAGAUGCCUGGAGAGACCUGUCAGACGCUGAUCGAUCACACAUCUUUGGUCAGCUACGGUGUAUGUUUCGCGAACUACGGUCACUUACUCCACCUCCCAAUGCAGGAAUUGAGAGUUGUAUAGGCGGUUCACUACGCGACUCUCGUAUACCGCGGUCGAGACCAAGAUUUGGGCCAUUCAAGACUGUUCAUGAUUUUCAUCGAUGGCUGCGCGAGGACUUCCAGCCCGAGGAUCACCCAAAUCGCGUUGAUGACCAGGAAUGGAAAGAUAUCAAAGAAAUGAUCAUCAAACAGGAUGGCUCGUGGUCACCUCCAGUAUUUACGCAUGGAGACCUCAACCCUUUCAACAUCAUAGUCCGGGGUGAUCAGGUCGUUGGUAUCAUUGACUGA